GUGCUGCAGAACCGGAUUGAGCAGCUGGAGCAGCUGCUGGAGGAGAACCACGAGAUCAUCAGCCACAUCAAGGACUCCGUGCUGGAGCUGACCGCCAAUGCCGAGGGGCCGCCCGUGGCGCUGCCCUUCCACAUGCCCAAUGGCUCCUGGCUGCUGCCCCCCGAGAGCAGGCCCAGCUUCUACUCCGUGGCGCCCCAGGACUGCCAGUUUGCGCUGGGGAGCCACAGCCAGAAGGGAGACCUGCAGAUGUUGGCUGUCGCGGCAUCGCUCCCCUAUGACAACCAGGACGGCGGCGUGUGGAAGCAAGGCUUUGACAUCAGUUACGAGCCCCAUGAGUGGAACCUGGAGCCCCUGCAAGUGUUCGUGGUGCCCCAUUCCCACAAUGACCCGGGGUGGAUCAAGACGUUUGACAAAUACUACUUCGACCAGACGCAGCACAUCCUCAACAGCAUGGUGGUGAAACUGCAGGAGGACCCUCGGCGACGCUUCAUCUGGUCUGAGGUUUCCUUCUUCUCCAAGUGGUGGGACAACAUCAGCACUCAGAAAAGGGCCGCGGUCCGCAGGCUCCUGGGCAACGGUCAACUGGAGAUGGCCACCGGGGGGUGGGUGAUGCCCGACGAAGCCAACUCCCACUACUUCGCCAUGAUUGACCAGCUGAUCGAGGGGCACCAGUGGCUGGAGAGGAACGUUGGGGUGACCCCGCGCUCCGGCUGGGCCGUGGACCCCUUUGGCCACAGCGCCACGAUGCCGUACCUCCUGCGCCGCGCCAACCUGAGCAGCAUGCUGAUCCAGCGCGUGCACUAUGCCGUCAAGAAGCACUUCGCAGCCACCCGGAACCUGGAGUUCAUGUGGAGGCAGAGCUGGGACGCCGGGUCCGGCACCGACAUCCUGUGCCACAUGAUGCCCUUCUACAGCUACGACGUGCCGCACACCUGUGGCCCCGACCCCAAGAUCUGCUGCCAGUUCGACUUCAAGCGCCUGCCGGGGGGGCGGAUCAACUGCCCGUGGAAGGUGGCACCCAAGGCCGUCACCACUGCCAACGUGGCAGAGCGGGCGCAGCUGCUGCUUGACCAGUACCGGAAAAAGUCCCAGCUCUUCCGGAGCAAAGUGCUGCUGGUGCCGCUGGGAGACGACUUCCGCUAUGACAAGCCCCAGGAGUGGGACGCCCAGUUCCUGAACUAUCAGCGCCUCUUUGACUUCCUCAACGCUCACCCCGAUCUGCACGUGCGGGCGCAGUUUGGGACCCUCUCCGACUACUUCGAUGCGCUGUACAAGCAGACGGGCACGGUCCCGGGCAUGCGCCCCCCCGGCUUCCCGGUGGUGAGCGGGGACUUCUUCUCCUACGCGGACCGAGAGGACCAUUACUGGACCGGCUACUACACCUCCCGGCCCUUCUACAAGAGCAUGGGCCGCGUGCUGGAGGCCCACCUCCGGGGCGCCGAGAUCCUGUACAGCUUGGCCCUGAACCAUGCGCGCCACGCCGGCAUGGACAGCAGGUACCCGCUGUCUGACUACGGCCUGCUCACCGACGCCCGGCGCAACCUGGGCCUCUUCCAGCACCACGACGCCAUCACUGGCACCGCCAAGGAGGCCGUGGUGGUGGACUAUGGGGUGAGGCUGCUGCAUUCGCUCACGAACACCCAGCGCAUCAUCGGCAACGCGGCGCAUUACCUGGUGCUGGCGGACAAGGAGGCCUUCCACUACGACCCAGCCGCGCCCUUCCUCGGCACCGACGAGACGCGCCUCAAUCAGGACUCGCUGCCCGAGAAAGCCGUCAUUGUGCUGGACUCGGCACCCAGGUCCGUGGUGGUGUUCAACCUGCUGGAGCAGGAGCGCCUGAGCAUCGUGUCCCUGCUGGUGAACACGCCGCGCGUCCACGUGCUCAGUGAGGAUGGGCAGCCUCUGGCCGUGCAGCUCAGCGCCCGGUGGAAGUCCGCCACGGACAUGGCAGCGGACGUCUACCAGGUGUCCGUCACCCUGCGCCUGCCGGCCCUUGGCCUCAGCGUCCUGCACCUGAGCAAGUCUUUCGACAGCCACAACACACUCAAGUCCUCCGUGCGCCUCUUUCUGCAUGGUCGAGACCUCCCUGUGCACAAGCAUGAGGCCUUCCCGGUACAGGUCAUUCCCGCGGCUGUGGAGGACUUCUGCCUGCAGAACCAGCACCUGCGGGCUUGCUUCUCGGGGCCCAGUGGGGCACUCAAGAGCGUGCGCUACACCGGCGACGACCAGGAGCAGCCGCUGAGCAGCCAGUUCCUUGUCUAUGGUACCCGCAGCACUAAAGACAAAAGCGGCGCCUAUCUCUUCCUGCCGGAUGGCGAAGCCAAGUCUUACGCCCCCAGGGACCCGCCGAUGGUUCGGGUGACGGAGGGGCCUUUCUUUUCAGAGGUGGCGGUCUAUCACCAGCAUGUCCAGGAGGUGGUCCGACUCUACAACGUGCCAGGGGUUGACGGGUUGUCCCUCGAGAUCUCCUGCAUGGUGGACAUCCGGGACCACGUCAACAAAGAGCUGGCCCUGCGCUUCAGCACUGACAUUGAGAGCCACGGUGCCUUCUUCACCGACGUCAAUGGCUUCCAGAUCCAGCCCCGGCAGCACCUGAAGAAGCUUCCGCUGCAGGCCAACUUCUACCCCAUGCCAGUCAUGGCCUACAUCCAGGACACGCGGAGCCGCCUGACCCUGCACACGGCCCAGGCCCUGGGGGUCUCCAGCCUCGGCAGCGGCCAGCUGGAAGUGAUUCUGGACCGCCGCCUCAUGCAGGAUGACAAUCGCGGCCUGGGCCAGGGCCUGAAGGAUAACAAGCGCACCUGCCACCGCUUCCGCCUCCUCCUCGAGCGACACAGUGCUGCCAGGAAGCGCUCCGGCUUCUUUUCCAAACUGGCUUCCGUGCUUAGAGACUUGGUAUUUCCCCGCAGCGAGGCUGCCAGCCAAGAGGCGCAAGACAGGCAGCCCGUCAGCUUCCCGUCGCUGCUGAGCCACAUGACCUCCAUGCACCUGAACGCCGAGGUGCUCGCGAUGCCCGUCCUGCUGCAGGAGCCGCCAGCCCUGAAGUCCUUUCUGCCCCUCUCGGCCACCUUGCCCUGUGACUUCCACCUGCUCAACCUGCGCACGCUGCAAGGAGAGGACGACUCCCUGCCCUCGAGCGAGGUGGCGCUGAUCCUGCACCGGAAGGGCUUCGACUGCAGCCUGGAGGCCCGCAACCUGGGCUUCAACUGCACCACCACCCAGGGCACGCUGCUCCUUGGGGGCCUGUUCCAGGGCCUUGAGCUACUCUCCCUGCAGCCCUCCACUCUGACGCUGAUGUACCCGCUGGCCGCCGCCUCCCCCAACAGCACGGCCGUCCACCUGGACCCCAUGGAGAUCACCACUUUCCGCCUCCGGCUUGGGUAGCACCUGCAGCGGGCCAUCCCCGGACUCGCUGGCCAGCCACCCCUCAUCCAAGCAGGGCCACUGGCCACGGGCACCACUUCGCCUGCCAUGCCAAGGCUGGUCACGGGCUGCCCUGCUGUGGCACGUUGGCACUGGGAUGCUGCAGAGGCCGGGAGGAAGCCCACCCGCUGCUGCAGCCAUUCAUUCGUCUCCUCUGAAGGACUCCGGGGUGCAGCUUCUGUUCUCAGGCCCUGGGGC
This is a messenger RNA of Varanus komodoensis (Komodo dragon), 3621 nucleotides long. RefSeq names its product mannosidase alpha class 2A member 2 (gene MAN2A2). Gene Ontology annotation, cellular component: Golgi membrane. The transcript is spliced from 24 exons. Gene Ontology annotation, molecular function: carbohydrate binding; alpha-mannosidase activity. The coding region runs from base 133 to 3384 and encodes 1083 amino acids. Gene Ontology annotation, biological process: N-glycan processing; protein deglycosylation; mannose metabolic process. The record is from RefSeq and is a predicted model, not a curated record. NCBI's taxonomy places the organism in Eukaryota, Metazoa, Chordata, Lepidosauria, Squamata, Varanidae.